CCUACAGGCUAUAGCCAGACAGCUGGAACCUAAUAUUAUCAGAGAGUUGUGUUACAUGGGUUUGGCAGGAAAUGUAAUCGCCACUCCUUCCCGCCAAACUUGUCCUAGGGAUUCUCUUCUGUAAUUCCCGCCUUUAAUCAUCCCAUCAACUCCUGUUUAUACAGACACACCACUAUAAACCACUGUGUAUUCUUUCUUUCAUUCCCGUUAACUACCAAUGGCAUUCCGUCGUCCAGCCAACGGCCGGUCGCCGCUCGUCAAUCCCCAACGCCAAAUCACCUCUUUCUUCUCCAAAUCACCUUCUUCAACAUCCUCUCAUCCUCCUUCUCACUCACCAUCCCCUAUUUCUAACUCCAAACCUAACCCUAACCCUAACCCUAAACCUACUACAACUCCGUCGCCUCUACAAACCAAAAGCGCUAACAAACCGCCCUUAGUUAUCGGCAAUUCUCCUUCAACUCCUGCUUCCGGUGCCUCAAACCCUACCUACGGCGAUGAAGUAGUUAACCGAAGAAUUAGGGUUUACUGGCCUCUCGACAAGUGUUGGUACGAAGGUUGUGUAAAAUCGUUCGAUAAGAGUUCCGGUAAGCAUUUGGUACAGUAUGAUGAUGCUGAGGAGGAGCGUUUGGAUUUAUCUAAAGAGAAGAUUGAGCUGUUGAAGGAGCAGGUUAAGAAGUUAAAACGGUUGAGGCGGGUUUCUGUCGAAGAGGAUGAAGAUGAUGAGGCUGCAGGUGGUGUGGAAAGUGGUGGAGAUGAUUCGGCGGAUGAGGAUUGGGGGAAGAGUGUUGAGAAAGAAGUUGUUGAUGAUGAAAUGGAGGAUUUAGGGUUGGUGGAUGAGGAAGAAGAAGAAGAAGUUGUUAAGGAAGUGAAGCAGGAUCUUAAAAGGCGAAAGGUGUCCGGGACGAAAUCGGAUUCGGUUAAGAAGAUAAAGACUGAAUCUCCAAAGAUUUUGAGUCCUAAAGUUAAUAAUAAUUGUGGGAAGGCCACUAUUAUUGCUGACAAUGUUCCAGUGGGCGAUAUGGCUGAUAGAUAUGCCGCAAGAGAAGAAGAGAAAUUCAGAUUUCUUGGAAAGAACCGAAAGGAUGCAAAUAAGAGGUCCCCUGGAGAUGAAAAUUAUGAUCCAAGAACUCUAUACAUGCCUCCAGAAUUCCUGAGGAGUUUAACAGGUGGCCAGAGGCAAUGGUGGGAGUUCAAGUCAAAACAUAUGGAUAAGGUUUUAUUUUUUAAGAUGGGAAAGUUUUAUGAGCUCUUUGAAAUGGAUGCACAUGUUGGGGCAAAAGAACUUGAUCUGCAGUAUAUGAAGGGAGACCAACCGCAUUGUGGAUUCCCAGAAAAGAAUUAUGAAGUGAAUGCAGAGAAGUUAGCUCGCAAGGGUUAUCGUGUUCUAGUUGUUGAGCAGACAGAAACACCUGAUCAGGCUGAGAAACGUCGCAAACAAGAAGGUUCUAAAGACAAGGUUGUGAAACGUGAAAUAUGUGCAGUGAUCACCAAAGGGACAUUGACUGACGGAGAAAUGCUGUCAACCAAUCCUGAUGCUUCUUACCUGUUUGCAGUUGCUGAAUGCUAUGAUGAAAACCAACAAGAUGAUAGAAUAUAUGGUGUUUGUGUAGUUGAUAUUGCUACAAGCAAGAUCAUCAUUGGACAGUUUAGUGAUGAUUCAGAAUGCAGUGUGUUGAGCUGUCUAUUGUCUCAAUUAAGACCAGUGGAAAUCAUUAAACCUAAAAGAACGCUCAGCCCUGAAACCGAAAGAGUACUUUUGAGACAAACAAGAAGUCCCGUGAUAAAUGAAUUAGUACCGGUUGAAGAGUUUUGGGAUUCUGAAAAAACUAUUCAAGAAAUCAAGAAGAUUUAUCAACGUAUCAGUAACCAAUCGCAAUCUGAUAGUAAAGAUUACCUACCAGAAAUUCUCUCUGAGCUAAUGACCGAAGGCAAAAUUGGUAGUUUUGCACUCUCAGCCCUUGGUGGAACUUUAUUUUAUCUGAAAAAGGCCUUUUUGGAUGAGUCAUUGCUUCGGUUUGCAAAGUUUGAGCUACUUCCAUGUUCUGGUUUUGCUGAUGUCACCACAAAACCCUAUAUGAUUCUUGAUGCAACUGCUUUAGAGAAUCUUGAAGUUUUUGAGAACAGUGUAAACGGGGACUCUAAAGGGACAUUGUAUGACCAACUAAACCGUUGUGUGACACCAUUUGGGAAGAGAUUGCUUAAAGCAUGGCUUGCUAGACCGUUAUAUGACAUAAACUCGAUCAGAGAACGCCAAGAAGCUGUAGCUGGUGUUAAGGGAGCUAAUCUGCCUCUUGCUCUUGAAUUUCGUAAAGAUUUGUCAUUAUUACCAGACAUGGAACGGUUGCUUGCACGUAUCUUUUCUUGCAGUGAAGCUAAUGGUAGAAAUUCAAGUAAAGUUAUUCUCUAUGAGGAUGCAGCAAGGAAACAACUUCAAGAGUUUAUAAUAGUUCUCAGUGGCUGUGAUGUACUUAUAAAUGCAUGUGCUUCACUAGGUGCCAUUCUGGAAAAUACCGACUCUAAGCUGCUGCAUCGCCUUUUAACACCUGGUAAAGAUCAUUCAGAUGUUAAUGCAGCUCUUAAGCAUUUCAAAAACGCUUUUGAUUGGAUGGAAGCAAAAAGUUCAGGCCGUAUAAUUCCUCGGGAUGGGGUUGAUAAUGAGUAUGACUCCGCAUGCAGAACUGUUACAGAUAUCGAAUUUAGUUUGAAAAAUCACUUAAAGGAACAGAGAAAACUACUUGGAGACUCAUCUAUCAAUUAUGUUACUGUUGGAAAAGACUCGUAUCUUCUUGAAGUACCUGAAAGCUUAUCAGGGAGUCUGCCUAGUGAUUACGAACGACAAUCAUCCAAAAAGGGUGUCGCUCGUUAUUGGACUCCUGCUAUUAAGAAAUAUAUUCGGGAGCUCUCAGAAGCUGAAUCUGAGAAAGAGUCAAAGCUAAAAAGCAUCAUGCAGAGGCUAAUCGGGCGCUUCUGUGAGCAUCAUGUUAGCUGGAGACAGUUAAUUUCUAAGGCUGCAGAACUCGAUGUCCUGAUCAGCAUAGCAAUUGCAAGCGACCUCUAUGAAGGACCAACAUGUCGUCCACUUAUUGUGGAUUCAUCAGUUGAAAACGAAUCACCGUUUCUUGUUGCUAAUAGUUUAGGUCAUCCGAUACUGAGAAACGAUACUUUAGGGGAUGGCACUUUUGUCCCAAAUGAUGUUUCUAUAGGUGGCUCUAAUAAGGCCAGAUUUAUCCUACUUACUGGUCCUAACAUGGGUGGAAAGUCAACUCUUCUUCGCCAAGUUUGCUUAGCUGUUAUUUUGGCUCAGGUGGGUGCUGAUGUACCUGCAGAAAGCUUUAAGAUGUCUCCAGUUGAUCGUAUUUUUGUGAGGAUGGGUGCAAAAGACCAUAUUAUGGCGGGCCAGAGUACAUUUCUAACUGAGCUUCUGGAAACUGCAUCUAUGCUGUCAUCAGCAACCCAUAAUUCACUUGUGGCAUUAGAUGAACUUGGACGGGGGACAGCUACUUCGGAUGGACAAGCCAUAGCUGCAUCAGUUCUUGAGCACCUUGUCAACAAGGUCCAAUGUAGGGGGUUAUUUUCUACUCACUAUCAUCACUUAGCUUUGGACUAUCAGCAAAUUCCCAAGGUUUCGUUGUGUCACAUGGCAUGCAAAGUUGGAAAGGAGUUGGGAGGUCUAGAGGAGGUUACGUUUCUCUACAAAUUGACACCUGGCGCAUGCCCUAAAAGCUACGGUGUCAAUGUUGCACGGCUAGCAGGACUUCCUGAUGACGUGCUUAAAAAAGCCACAAUCAAGUCAGAAGAAUUUGAGACGAUGUAUGGUAACAAAAGAAACCAGUCCAACUGCACCAAUAUGACACCUGAGAUUACGGUCUUCUUUCAGAGCUUAAGAACUUGUCUUGUGGAUGCACGUUGCGGCUCUUCACCCCACGACAUAUACAAGCUACAACAUAGGGCAAAGACACUUCUGGAGCAAAAGUAGAAAUACCAACAUUGUCCACGUGUUGAUUUUUUUAAGUUGCUAAUUAAUAUUGCUUAAUCCCAGUUUUUGUAUCAUAGUAAUGAAUGUUGGGUGUAUUUUUAGAGCUAUGAAAAAAUGCAUUUUUGGGUUCCCAA
Helianthus annuus (common sunflower) is the source of this 4110-nucleotide messenger RNA. Its product is annotated as DNA mismatch repair protein MSH6. Gene Ontology annotation, molecular function: ATP-dependent DNA damage sensor activity; mismatched DNA binding; ATP binding. The coding region runs from base 218 to 3976 and encodes 1252 amino acids. The record is from RefSeq and is a predicted model, not a curated record. Gene Ontology annotation, cellular component: nucleus. Gene Ontology annotation, biological process: mismatch repair. The transcript is spliced from 21 exons. NCBI's taxonomy places the organism in Eukaryota, Viridiplantae, Streptophyta, Magnoliopsida, Asterales, Asteraceae.